Setaria italica (foxtail millet) is the source of this 1020-nucleotide messenger RNA. RefSeq names its product sigma intracellular receptor 2. NCBI's taxonomy places the organism in Eukaryota, Viridiplantae, Streptophyta, Magnoliopsida, Poales, Poaceae. The coding region runs from base 127 to 627 and encodes 166 amino acids. The record is from RefSeq and is a predicted model, not a curated record. The transcript is spliced from 3 exons. Gene Ontology annotation, cellular component: endoplasmic reticulum.
CUGACGACUCCAUUUAAAGUUCAAACACAACCCUUCCUCCCUACUCCUGCUCGAGAUCCCCAUCAGAACUUCAGAAGCCAGUCGCCACCCGAAGCGCCAGCAGAUCCACCGGCGAGCGCGGGGACGAUGGGCGUCGUCUCGGCUGCGGCGGACCUGGCCAUCGCGGUCUUCUCCCUCACCAUCGCCGUCGCGGCCCCGCUGAUCGACGGGCAGUCCGUCCUCCCGGGCGACCUCUACCCGGCGCCGCUCGUGGAGCUCAAGCGGUGGUACGCCUCCGAGUUCGACGACUACCUCAUGGCCCGCCCCCCCGGCUUCUUCCGCGGCAUCAUCUGCCUCGAGCUCGCCUUCCAGUGGCCGCUCGCCGUCGCCACGCUCUACGGCCUCCUCACCGGCCGCCGCUGGGUCGCCACAACCUCCCUCAUGUCCGGCGUCGUCACCCUCACCUCCAUGUCUGCAGUACUCGGUGACAUGUUAGGUUCGGGCAAAGCAACACCAAAGUUGCUUCAGAUGUAUGCUCCUUUUCUUGUUUUUGCUAUCAUUGCAAUCCUCCGUGGACUUUGCUCAUGCUCUGAACGCACUACUGCUGGUUCAUCACUUCGGCCUUCUGCUCGCAAGAAGAGGGUCUAGAUCAGGUUUCUACUACCUGCAUUUCAACAAUUUAUUAGCAAGUCUGUGGCACUUGGAGAAAUUUUUUGGGUUCAGGCAGAGUGGUGCCAAACUAACGCUGGUUCAUCACCUGGACCUUCUCAGAAGAAGAGGAUCUGGAUCAGGUUCCUAUUCCCAGUAUUUCAACGAUCUUUUGGAAUUUAUGCCAGCAUAUGUUGAAAUGUCAGAUAGUACAGCUCCAGAAUUUGUUGUUCCUUGUCCCUGGAAAGUCAUAUUUACCUUGCCUUUAUUUGUAUUUCCCCCGUGGACCAUGUCCUUGUAAUUAAGACCUUGUUUUAUUUACUUGACGACCUGAUUCAACCUAUGGCACUAUUCUGACAUUAAGUUUAGUAAACCUUGUUCAUUGUGACCGUA